CAUUAUAUAUACAUCCGGUUUCUGUUCUUGCCUGUCAUCGCACAUUGUCGAUUUAACACGUCUCAAAAUUGAGUAAUUUCUUAAAAUAAACCGUUCUAGAAGAUCGUCAAAAGCAUCUACACAACAUGUUUGGUUUCGGCAGAGCAGGAUUUGAGAUGGGAAACAAGUUUAAGGAGACAUACAGAUGUUAUUCUGUGUCCAUGAUGGCCACAGAACGAGAUGAUGUGGAGAGAGGAGGGAAAAUCAUGAUGCCACCAUCUGCUUUGGAUAAAUUAACUCGCCUCCAUAUACAGUACCCAAUGCUGUUCAAGCUCAGCAACAAAGGCAAGGCCAGGGAGACACACUGUGGUGUACUGGAGUUUGUUGCAGAUGAAGGCAGGAUCUUCAUACCAUACUGGAUGAUGAAGAACCUAUUACUGACAGAAGGGGACUUGGUAACUGUUGAAAACAUGUCACUCAAAGUUGCCACAUUUGCACGAUUCCAGCCCCAGAGUGUGGACUUCCUUGACAUCACCAAUCCCAAAGCUGUCCUAGAGAACAUGCUGCGAAGUUUUGCUUGUUUGUCAACAGAUGAUAUAAUCUCUAUAAAGUACAAUGAAAGGGAGUACGAGAUGCUCGUGUUGGAGACACGACCUGACAGAGCAGUGUCCAUUAUAGAGUGUGACAUGAACGUAGACUUUGCGCCACCCGUAGGCUACAAGGAGCCAGUACCGAUGAAGAAGCAAGAGGAGGAGGAAAUAGAAGCAGAUAAUGCUAUGGACGUAGCCGAUUGUAUGGAUAAUGCAUUUAGGGCAUUUAGUGGCUCUGGUAACCGACUGGAUGGGAAGAAGAAGGGUAUGGAAAUUGAUAAUCAAAUCACCCCUACAGGCCCCACAAAAAGGGGAAUUCCAAACUACAACUAUAAGAAAGGGAGUCUCACAUUUAUACGGACACAAAGACAGAUACCAACGGAGGGUGAAGAUGAUGGAAAGGGAUUUGAGGCAUUUUCUGGAUCAGGACAAGCUCUACGCAAAAAGGGACGGAAGUGAUGUAUGGACCCCGAGUUUUAUUAACUGCCUGCCAAAUCUACAUGCACAGAGUCCUAAGAAUUUUCCAUCAAACAGCACAGAUGUGAUUCUCUGUGGAUUCCAAAACAUUGAGAACUGUUUGAACAGAUUUAGUCAGGAUGCGCUGCAUAUAGGUUAUUAUUCUUUAAGGAAGCUUUAUGACUUUGACAUGAGAAAGGUUUGUGCCAAUACAACUUCCCCCAGUGUUUGUAUUGAGUUAUUGGACGUACCAAUCACAACCAUUACAAAGUACUGUAGAAAAAGUUAACACUGUGUGAAAAACUAUUAAUGUGAUGGAUGAUUGUUUGAGUGGCCAUAUUUGGUGCAAGAUAUAUGAAGUAUUAAGUUUGAUCCCUACAUGUAUAUGUCUAAGACAACACAGCGUGAAACCAUGGUUUGGAGGUGUGUAACUACAGGAGUGUGUGAGGCAUGCCUUGUUCUGAAUACAGUUGGUCCCUCCUCCGGUCUCCUGAUGCAUUUAAAAACUUCAGUCAAUGAUGAGGUUUGAGUUAGGGAAUCUGAGUACAUGUGUAUUUUAUUUAAAUAUAUUUCAUUUCGUAUUUUUAAAUUUGUUUUCAAAUAUUCUUGAUAUUUUUUAUUCGGCCAGAAUUCAGUGACAGUAAUUACCGGUAAAGAUUUACCUUAUAUUACACAAAACCAUUUAUUUCAGGACAAUCACUUUAGGCCUACAAAAGUAAAUAGUUCUAUGAUAACUACAAGUCCAAAACCAAUUUAAAAAAAGCAAUUUGAAGAAAUCUUUUUUAAGAGAAGAAGUAUUUUUCAAGCAUGAUAAGAAACGUACAAGUUGAAUAGAUUGUAACCACUAAAUUGUGAUGGUGUAUGUAAGUGGAUGGUGUGUUCGAAUGUAUACGUAUGAUCCAGAAAUGGAAGUGCUAAAUUAACCUCAUCUAUUUAUUAUGACAACAUUGUUGAGUAUGUGUUACCUUUGUAAUAAAACAAAAAGGUAAAUAU
Mizuhopecten yessoensis (Yesso scallop) is the source of this 2018-nucleotide messenger RNA. Its product is annotated as ubiquitin recognition factor in ER-associated degradation protein 1-like. Lineage: Eukaryota; Metazoa; Mollusca; Bivalvia; Pectinida; Pectinidae. The record is from RefSeq and is a predicted model, not a curated record. The coding region runs from base 126 to 1028 and encodes 300 amino acids. Gene Ontology annotation, molecular function: polyubiquitin modification-dependent protein binding. The transcript is spliced from 12 exons. Gene Ontology annotation, cellular component: VCP-NPL4-UFD1 AAA ATPase complex.